AUGGACUCCGGGAGCUCUGAGUACCCGCGCGCAACAAACAAGUUCCCGAACGGCACCAUGAUCGGCGCAUUCACCUUGACGACCCCCGGUGACAAUCCCGAGCUCGUUUUGAAGACAGUGAAAUCCACGGACGCCGGUAGUUCAUGGUCUUCUUUGGGUGAAGUCUUCCGCGGCCCUCGUGCCACUCACGAUAUGAACAACGGGUUCCCCUUCGUGCUCAACAAUGGACGCGUGCUCUAUGCGUACCGCAACCACGAUCGCAAAACAGACGGAACCUACACGUUCUUCCGCAUCAGCAUAUCCUACUCUGACGAUGAGGGCGUGAAUUUCGAGUAUCUGACCACCGUGGACGAGCGCACGCCGUCGGGCGUCAAUGGCCUCUGGGAACCAUUCAUCCGAUACGCGCACGACGGAACGACGUUGCAGAUUUUCUACUCUGCGGAGAACAGCGCCGGUGAUCAGGAUAGUAUCAUGCGGACGAGCACCGAUGGUGGCAAAACGUGGAGUGGCCCAAAGACGAUUUCAGGCGCGGACAUCAACGCGCGAGAUGGCAUGUUGGGCGUUGCGCCCAUCGACAACGACGGCGCGCUCAUCGCUGUAUUCGAGACCACCGAAGGUGAAGAAAAUCGCUUUGUCGUGUCCAGCGUGACUUCGAACGAUGAUGGUAAGACGUGGGGAAACAGGCAGCGCGUGUUCACGCCGCCGAGUGGUAAGGCUGCUGGCGCGCCGCAGGUGUGGAAUGUUUGGGGCACGUUGGUGGUGAGCUUUUUGACGGAUGAGGAUCGCGAAUCAACGACUGGGUACGCAAAUUGUGCUACGAAGAUCAUGACGAGCACGGAUGGAGGGAAUACAUGGGGCAAUAAGUUCACUGUAUUUGCGGAUCAGUCGAACUGGUCGGGUAUGUCGCUGCUGGAUCAGAGCCAUCUCCUGGUCAUGUCGGGUGUGAAUGGGAAGGGAGCGCUGAGCCAGAAUGUUGUGUUGAAUUGA
This is a messenger RNA of Didymosphaeria variabile, 987 nucleotides long. RefSeq lists its product as uncharacterized. The coding region runs from base 1 to 987 and encodes 328 amino acids. Lineage: Eukaryota; Fungi; Ascomycota; Dothideomycetes; Pleosporales; Didymosphaeriaceae. The transcript has a single exon. The record is from RefSeq and is a predicted model, not a curated record.